Molecule: messenger RNA, 1909 nt
Organism: Ipomoea triloba (trilobed morning glory)
Lineage: Eukaryota; Viridiplantae; Streptophyta; Magnoliopsida; Solanales; Convolvulaceae
Product: protein disulfide-isomerase-like
Exons: 9
Coding region: 1289-1804 (171 amino acids)
Biological process (GO): response to endoplasmic reticulum stress; protein folding
Cellular component (GO): endoplasmic reticulum
Molecular function (GO): protein disulfide isomerase activity
Source: RefSeq, a predicted model, not a curated record
CCCAUUUCAUUCCGUCUUCGUCCUCUCUCUUCCAAAAUUAUGUCUUCCCCUCCGCUCUUCUUCCUCUCCAUCUGCUCGUCAGAAAAAACAUCAAUAAUACUAAAUCAGAAUAAUCUCUCAUCCUUCGACGCCAGCAUCACCUAUGAAACCAAACCUAAACCACUUUGUUUCUACCUCCGCAAUUCUAGCCUCGCAAAACCCUCAAUCAAUCCCAGCUUCAAAACCCCGUCCUCCUUUGCUAGUUCCCAGCGGCAACCCUCGUCUUCCAUGGCAAUACAGACACAAUCUAUAGCAUGCAGUUAGAUAUGGAGUAUCUAAGCGAUAAUCAGAAAAGAAGGAAGAGAUGGAUCAGCCCAACCCCUAAGAUAAGUAGAGUUUUAACAAUGAUCUAUUUUACUCUAAGUAUAACUCUAAUUCCUACUUUUUAAAUAUUUUCAUUUACUGAAAUUCAUUUUCUCUGCUCUGUGUAGUUUUGAAGAGUCAAGAGAACCAUAUAUUUUUAAAUUCUAGAAAAAUAAAAACUGAGAUUGUAGUUUCUUUUCUUUUACUAUGAAAUAUGUAAAUCUUUAUUAUAAGAGAUUCAGAAUAACCCUUCGAAUAUGAAUGAAGGGAGAUAGCAAAUGAUGAAAAUUAAUUUCUGAUGCCUUGUGUUUUUUUUUUUGGGUCAGUUUUUGAUAUCAUCACUAAAUGGAGAUAGCAAAAUCUUGUACUGCUGGGGAGAUAUUUGGCCCAGGAGCAGCUUUGGAGUUUGGAUAGCCAAUUAAGAGGGAAUUAUGAGAUCCUGGGGCGUAAAUUGUGCGAAUGGGCUUGGCUUGAGUUUUGCCCAGGAAAUUAAGCUGAUUGAGUUGGGUGCGGCUGCUGCAAAUCUAGGGCAGGUGGAAAAGAAUGGAUGGUCUAGAUGUUUAAAUAAGGUUCUACACUCCGAUGUGCAGCAGUGUGGCUGCAUUUUGUGUCUUGCAGUGGAGGAGGGCAGGGUUGAGAGGCUAAUCUGGUUUGCAAAACAGGCUGCAUUAUUUGAGUUGUGAUUUGAAUUGAAUGCUUGUGUUCACAUUGUUGGUUGCAGCAUGUAGUAGCUACUCUGACUUUAUGCUAACUCUACUGUUUAAGAAGAUUUUCUUGACUUACUACUGAAAGGAGUUUAAUUGAAAUAAUAGGUUGUAUCUAUAUGGAAUUUAGACAAACUUCUAGUAGACAUUGAAACUCCUAAGUCCCAAAGUGGAAUAUAAAGCUUCAUGGAUAAGUAUAUAUUCCAUUUAUCUCUGUUGGACAUACUCUUUAUCUCAUCCUCAUGUUGGUGGUGGCAAUAACAGUUCCGGUGACAACCAACAACAUAGAACAUGCAUGGUCAUGGAUAACAGAGGCAUUUGAGAAGACAAACAACCACAAUUUUCUUCUUCUCCAGCCACAGUUCUACCAGUACGUUAAAGUGCAUGGGGAUCAGGCACCUCUUGUCUUAGGACAGACAAAUGAUGGAGAAAAAUAUCUCAAGCCAAAUGUGGAACCUGAUCAAAUUGCAACUUGGGUAAAGGACUUCAAGGACGGCAAGUUGAAGCCAUUUCUAAGCUCAGAGCCUAUUCCCGAGAACAACAGGUUAUUGUCACUGAUAGCCUUGAGGAAAUGGUAUUUAACUCGGGAAAGAAUGGAUGCAACCGCGAAUGAUAUCCCGAAAGGGAAGUUUGAAGUUAAAGGAUUCCCAACUCUGUACUUCAAAUCUGCAUUUGGUAACCUGUUGCAAUAUGAAGGCAAUAGAACAAAGGAGGACAUUAUUGACUUCAUAUGCUUUUUUUUUUAUCAUGCUAACUGAGCAAUUGCAUAUGGAGAAGCGCCUGAGGGAACCUGGAAAGAUUUAUAUAGUGUUGGAGUAUUGUAGAGGAGGUGAUCUUUCAAUCUACUACAUCCAACAACGCAA